Liolophura sinensis is the source of this 2576-nucleotide messenger RNA. Its product is annotated as calpain-7-like. Gene Ontology annotation, biological process: proteolysis. The record is from RefSeq and is a predicted model, not a curated record. Lineage: Eukaryota; Metazoa; Mollusca; Polyplacophora; Chitonida; Chitonidae. Gene Ontology annotation, molecular function: calcium-dependent cysteine-type endopeptidase activity.
UGACAGAUAGGACGUAAGCGGAAAUUUUUGGUAAAAAAAUAAAACUAACAUUCGAUCAGGAGAUUCUCACAUGGAUGAGAAUUUUAAGGUACCCUCCCAUGGCACAUGAUGUGUGAAGCAAGGUAGAGGUGUUCCACAUGAAGAUGAAAUCCACAAGAAGAAGAAUUUAAUGUUGUGAUAAACAUCUGAAAUUAACUUUAGAAGGCUACAAAUUUCUUCCAAGAUGUCUGACCCAUCUGGUGGAAACUACGGUGUGGAUCCAACAGUCCUGGAGAAGGAUGGUUUUAACCUGGCAUGUCUGGCUGUGGAGUAUGACACAAAAGGGGAAGUCAGCAAUGCUAUAUUUUACUAUGCAGAAGCUGGCCAGGCUCUACUUUCUGCAGCGAUGGCUGGGUCACAGAUGCCUAACAUUGUAGAGAAGGCUAAUGAGUAUAUUCUUAGGGCUGAAGCUCUGAAAAACUCAGGUCAAAACACUGCAUCUCAAAGUGCUCCAGGUGUGAAAAGUCAGCAACAGUUUGACAUGGAUCGUGCAGUGUUUUUGCUGAACCAAGCAUUUGAGGAAGAUGACUCAGGAAAUAAAGAAGAGGCUACAGAACUCUACUCAGAGGCGGUGGAAAUGUUCCUCAAAAUUAGACAAGAAACAACAGAUACUGAUGUAAAAGAGAAAGUGACAAAACUAGCAACAAAUGCUCUGAACAGGAGAACCUCUGCUAUAAAUGGCAGAGCGUAUGUGCCCUUCAUGGCAAUUGACAUGAAAGAGAGAUUUGCAUAUCCAAUGCCGUUCACUGACAAAGAUGGCAAGUUGGCGCUAUCCCCCAAGCAGAGGUCGAAGUACAAGUGGGUGAGACCAGAAGAGUUCAUUGAUAAACCCCAGAUGAUCAUGGCUGUGUCCAGUAUGAGUAUUAGACAGACCAUCGUCUCUGACUGUAGUUUCGUGGCAUCUCUGGCUAUCAGUGCUCAGUACGAGAGACGGUUCAAGAAAAAGCUUAUCACCAGCAUCAUAUACCCCCAGAACCGUCAGGGAGAACCUGUAUAUAACCCAUGUGGUAAAUACAUGAUCAAACUUCACAUAAAUGGAGUACCAAGGAAGGUGAUCAUAGAUGACUAUCUUCCCAUGGGCCCUUACGGGGAGCUGUUGUGCUCCUACUCCAACAAUCACAGUGAGCUGUGGGUGUCCCUGCUGGAGAAGGCCUACAUGAAGGUGAUGGGGGGUUAUGACUUUCCCGGGUCGAACUCUAAUAUAGAUCUCCAUGCUCUCACUGGCUGGAUCCCAGAGAGAGUUGCUAUCCGUCCAGGAACAGACGAGUUCGACAAAGACCGAGAAUUCAAGAGGCUCCUCGACCGUUUCCACAAAGGUCACUGUCUAGUCACUGUGGCAACAGGAGAGAUGAGUGAAAGUGAGGCUGACCGAGCUGGUCUUGUACAGACACAUGCGUAUGCCAUGUUGGAUAUCAGAGAAGUUUUGGGGAAGCGAUUGUUUAUGUUGAAAAAUCCCUGGAAUCAUUUACGGUGGAAGGGUCGGUUCUGUGAGAAAGACCUUGACAGCUGGACUCCAGCCCUGCAGAGGACGCUCAACUAUGACCCCAAGAGUGCUCAGUCAUAUGAUAAUGGGGUGUUUUGGAUAGACUAUGACUCGCUUUGUCGCUUCUAUGACGUUAUUUACAUCAACUGGAACCCAGAGCUGUUUUCUCACACAGCCUGCUGGCAUCACACAUGGCCUGCUAAGGAGGGCCCAAAGAAGGACAGUUACAACAUGAGUGACAAUCCUCAGUACAGGCUAGAUGUGAGAGCUCCAGGGCCUGCCGCAGUCUGGAUACAGCUGACAAGGCAUAUUGUGGACAAGGAUGACUUUGCAGACAACAAAGAAUUCAUAACAGUUCUUGUGUACAAAACAGAGGGUAAAAAGAUCUUUUAUCCAUACGACCCCCCUCCGUACAAGGACGGAGUUCGUAUCAACAGUCCCCACUACCUCUGCAAACUAGUGGAGAACAAAGGUUCGACGAGUUACACCCUGGUGAUAUCGCAGUACUCAAAGAACAAUACCAUACACUACACACUCAGGGUGUACGCUACCUGUGAGAUUCUGCUUACCAAAAUCAAGGACCCCUUUAACGAAAAGUACUCCAAACGGCUGACAGGCCAGUGGAAGGGGAAGACGGCUGGGGGAUGUGCCAACUACCCACAGACCUACAACAACAACCCCAUCUACCAGAUCAAGAUUGACAACAGUAAGACAGACAACACCAUCCUCAUAGAGCUCCUGGGGCCUAAACAGUACAGUGUAGGUUUCAACGUUGUCUGUGUCCUGGAAAAUGUCUCUGAUACACCUACGUCUUUCAAGAAGAAGUCAUCAGGUGACUUCAGGCCCGGUUACUGCGUCCUCCAGAUAGACCAGAUCCCAGGGGGAGUCUACAACAUCAUACCCUGCACAUUCCAGCCUGGUAAAGAGGGUCCCUUCUUCCUGGACUUCAGCUCCUCAGGGCCUAUCACACUGUCUCAGCUCCAGUGAUCUCCCCUCGAGACGGUGGAAAUCCAGCUCUCCUCGAGUGGAGGUGAAAUAGGUUGUUCCUGCUGAA